GGGCGAGCAGGAAAACUUUUCAGUUUUAAAGAGCGAGAGGAAGCGUGUGCUGGAGCGGCGACCAUGCAGGAGAAGUCUGGAGAGACGGUGUGCAGUGAAAGCAACGAGGUGGCGGUGUGGUUGUGCCCACUGUGUCAACAAGGGUUACCAGACAGGGGCUCCCUUUCUCUGCACCUGUCUGACAGUCAUAGUGUGCUCCCUAACUGUGUCGACAAGCUGCUGGACAUUGCUGCUCCCAAACAGGGGGCGAGUGGAGUGGACGGGGACACCGAUGUUCAGCAUGACGCAGAUGCCCCGUCAUUACAGCUGAAGCUUUUAGAAGCCUCCCUCUCAGACCCGUGUCAUAAUAAUGAGAACACUGACGGACCCCAACAUAAUUCCGACAGUAGGCACACUCUCAUUGGGUCUGGAGACAAAGAUAAAGAGAUGGAUAAGGAGGUAGAGGGAGCUAGAGACCCAGAGGGAGUUGGAGUUGUCUUUGAGACGCAUCAGGAGAGAAGUCAGUCCACAGGAACACCUGACAACAAUGAAGAGUCAACGGGUACACAUUGUGUAAUGGCUGAAGGCGAUGACAGUCCUCCAUUCAAGUGUAAUGCGUGCUUAGAGGCUUUUCCUACCAGGACCGCAUUAAGUGUUCACUACAACUCUGCAUCCCAUGUGCAACGGAUGAGAACAGGAUCCCUAAAACAGGGUGGUGAAAAUGGCACCCCAGCCGCUCCCUCAGUCCCUUUUCUGUCUCGGCCAUAUCUAUCAAACAAGCCCUACCAGUGCACUGUGUGUCGAGUCUCUUACAACCAUGCCAUCACCCUGGAGAGUCAUUUGAAAUCUGUUUUGCACCAGACUCGUAGCAGAAAUGCAGGAAUCUCUGCCAACAGUGCAGGUGGAAAUUCAGGAAGGACCAAUAUGGCUACUAACUUAGUUGUUACGUCUGGGGGCAGUGCUGCACAGUUGGUUAGCACCACCAGCAGCAAUUGUGUCAACCCGGCAAGCCUGGCUGCUGCAGCAAUGACUAACAAAGACGGAGAAGCAAUUCAAACCCAGCCGGCUCCCUCACUGCUUUCCUCCCCUGUGACCUCUGCUCAGGCAGUCUCUGCUUUUCUCACCCUCCUCACGUCCAGCCCAAGCUCUAUCUCACACUCCCUCCUCCCCUCUCUGUUUGCGGCUGGCGCGUCCCCUGCCACGGCCUCACCUCAGCUCAUAACCCAGACUCAGAUGCUCAUCCCCUUUAUCCUGAAUGGGCUCCAAACACAAAGCCAGAGACUAAACCCAGAGCUUCUGACCCAGUCAAUACCCCUACUAGGUCUCAAUGCUGCCCAGCAAGCUAUCCUGGCCCAAAGACUCAGUAGCUUACAGAACCAGUGGCCAGCUGUCGGUCUCCAAGCAAUCUCACAAGCCUGUUCAGAAGACAGCCAAACAAACAAGAGCGAAGUGAAGCAAGACACAAACGAGGUGACAGCUGAUGAGAAAGGAUCACUUAAGGCUGAGAAGGAGGAAAGUUGGUCCCUGGAAUGUGAUGAUGGAGAAAGAGAGAUUUGUGAGGAGGAUGCUAAGGGAUAUGCACAAGAGCAUCUCGGCGCCUUAGUAAGCAAAAAUAACAGGGCUGAGUCAUGUAUGAUAGAUGGAGAUUUUGAAAUGAAAGAGAGCACAACAGAGAGCAGGAACUCAGCAGGUCACAUGUGGCCAGAUGAGAAAGGGGGGGACAAUGACAAGUGUAGUGACCGCUCACCGUCUGUUACCAGCAACUCAAGCCUAAGUCCUACCACUUUAAAUCUUAUGCUUAGCCCUGAUUCUACCCCUCAAAAAUCUGAAGUUGGCACAAGCCCUUAUGCCUCUGUCUGCUCCCCAGAAUCUAGCCCCUCUAAACGCACCUUAAAUUCCCAUGAUCCAACUCGUCCCCGUGCUCAUUUCAGGGCUCGCCACUUCUCAGGCCCCCCGAUACUGUCAGAGUUCCAGAUACAGGUUAUGCGUGCGUUUCUGGAGUCGCGUAGCGAGGCUGAUGCAGCCAGUCCUCCCCGUGAUGACUGCGAGUCGCUGGGCAGGGAGGUGGGGCUCACCGAGGUGGAGGUUCGCAAGUGGCUCACCGACGCCCGACGAGCCAAAGAGAGGCAGAAAGCUGGGGGAACAGAGCACAUGAGCAGCAUUGCAGGCUAUGGUAAAAAAUACAAGGGUCUUGAUAACGACGAGGAGGAAGGUUGUCUUACAAUAGAUGAGACCGAGGGUGGGGUCAGCGAUGAGGCCUCUGGCAGUCACGCGAUGGAUUUGUCAAAUAGUGGAGGGCGUAAAGAGAUGGGGAGGGAGAGCCAAGGGGACUCGUGUCUGACCUCAGACAAUGAAGAAUUCUACACCUCUGUCAUUGUGAGUGAUGAGGACAGCCUGAGUGGCUCCAUGAGGGAGGGGCCAGGCAGCCCUGCUAAAGAGGAGGCUCUGGUAGAACUGUCAGGAGACAAGGGUUCAGGAGGAAAGGUGUUGCGCUCCACCACUGUGUUCCUCUCAGACGCUGAGGAUGACGAUGAUGCCGAGGAGGCCGCAGCUCAGAGAGCAAAGAGGAGAAAGAGAAAGAGGGAGUUGGAGCGGGAGGAGGUAGAGGUUAAGAAGGAGAGACUAGACCCCGACGUGGAUUUACAACUAGAGGCUCAAGCUGAUCCUCCUUCCCACCUUCCCGUCACCAUUGACCAUCAACGGCUUCCGAGUGGCAUUCUACACUCCCUCCCUCUGUCUCUGUCCCUCACUCCAUUCUCUACUCAGUUCCAUAGCCCUUAUGUUCUCUCUCUCCCUCCCUCAGUGGUUGGGCUCGGAGUUGCAGAAGGAGAUGGAGGCAAAGUACCUGCCUUUCCAAACCCCCCUAACAUCACCCGGUUCUCUGACCCUGUCAUUACAUCAUCCCUCUCCUCCCAUACCCACACCUCCCACUACAUGUCUAAUGGAGGAGACUGUGAGGCUGCUUUAGAUCUCAGCAUUGGGAAAAGCUACAGCUCAACAUCUUAUUCCUCCACGUCACUCACGGGUGACAAGACUUCAGCACAAAAGGGCCGUCUGCUUGAUGGACUCGGUCUAAGACCCACAGCUUUUGGGGUACCUGGGGAAGGGAGACUCAUUGUGGUCAAGGUCAAACCUGAGCAAGUGACUUCCAACAGCAGUGGCUUUGUCAGUGGCAUGGCCAAGGCCAGCACUGUCUACAUGAGGGAGAAAGAGGAGAGGGACCAGAAAGGCAGGCCGAAAGCACGGCGGUACCGGGACAUGAGACGUUCCAGGACCAUCAUCCAGGCUGAGCAGCUAAAUGUGCUUUAUGGCUGCUAUUUCAAAGACCCAAAUCCCGGGAAACACGAGUUUGAGCAGAUAUCAGAGUGGGUCCAUCUCCCAAAGAAAGUCGUACAGAUUUGGUUCCAGAACAUGCGGGCUAGGGAGCGCAAGGGUGAGGUUCGCUUCAUCAGUGAUGGCACUCUGGCAGCAGUGGGCAAACCACUCAUCAAGUUCACCUGGCCACUGUCACAACCCAUCUUCUCCAGCACCCCCAAAUCAAACUCCAACAGCAGCGUCUCAACUGUAGCCAAUCCAGUACGGGCCAUCCCAAAGAUGGAGGUGAAGGAGGAAAAUGUAAAAAAAACAGUUCCAAACAGGCCCAAGGAGGUGGCCUCUUCCCUUUCCUCCGUAAGCCACAGUGUGUCUGCAGUGCCAAAGACCAAAAUGGAGUUGACAAACAAUGUCACAAUGGUCAAAAUCGCCCCCAAAAGCAUCGCUCCAGCUCUCCCUGUCGUCCCCAAGGAACCCCGACCUCGCCCCCUUCCCAAACAUGCGCCUGAAGAGGAAGUUGGGGAAGAUGAUGAGGAAGUGGAUGAUCGUAACCAAGCGAAGCCACUAGCCAGGCCUGGAUCCACCAACCGCAUGGUGCCAAAACUGCCCUCGACGCCAAUUAGCAAGUCUCCUGCUGCGACGUCACAAAAACAAAAUGGGCUCAAUUACUGGUCGGCCAAGGGCCCCUUUAAGAUCAACACACUGUCUAGGGAACAGUUGGGUCUGUCAGCACCCCGUACCUUCACAGCUGUCGGUGCAGCUGCUGCCCCCUCUGCCAUCACCAUUUCUGCCACGUCCUCUGCUCCUGCUGCUGCCACGGCCUCUGCUCCUGCCUCUGCUGCCACAGUAACUACCACCACCACCACAACAGCAAGCGCAAGUAAUCAAACCACCGUCAGCAUUGUCACCAUCGCUAAGACCUCUCCAUCGGAGAGCAGUUUCCUGCACCACUCUACCACCCGCAGGCCACGCACACACCUGUCCUGUCUGCAGCUGUCCAUCCUGCAGUCAUGCUAUGAGACGUGCGCCCACCCUAACGCGAUGGAGUGUGAGGCGGUAGGGACGGAGCUGGGGCUGCCGCUCAAGGUGGUCCAGAUCUGGUUCCAGAAUACCCGCGCCAAGGAGAAACGCUGGAGGCUGCAGCAGGAGAAACUGUCUCCUGUGUCCUCAGAUCCCUCCAAGACGGUUGACAUGAGCUCGGGCAGCUACCUGCAGUACAACGCUCUGCGAGCCCACCGUCCCAUCCUUCCCAAACCGGUUCAGCUGACUGUCCUGGAGCCCUCUUCUCCCCCAGCCGGGGGCCAGCCUGCAGGCCGAGAGACGCUGAGAGGCAAGUGCCAGGCCUGCAACACAGGCUUUGAGUCCAGAGCAGCAGCAAGAUCCCAUGUCUUUUCCCUUCGACAUUUAGCCACUCUGAGAACCACUAACUUUGGCCAGCCAGCGACCAUCAUCAACAAUAAAUCUGAUAGCGGGUCUAUUUCUGUUUCCGCCUCCGGGUCUUGUGUGGAGGACCCUUCAGCUUCCCCACCCCUACCCAGCAGCACCAGCUAAGGCACCCAUCAGUGCUGGUAAAGACUGGACCCAUUGGGCUCCUUAAAUGUUUAUAAACACAUUGGGCACUGGUCCUCCAAGCUAAUAUUCUUUAAUGUGUGAUGGAAAGGCCCAAUCACCUACCACACUUGCUCCCUCACAUUGGACGUCUUUCUGCCGAGUUCUUGUGUCCAAACUGGAUACACUGUUGUCACACUGCUUCACCAAAAGUUAUCAAAUGAGUGAACAUUUACCAGUCCCUUAUAUUGUCCUGGGCUGCGGUUAUAAUCUUGUCCUUAACCAUCCUGGCCCAGUUUUUAAAUCGCUCUUAUAAUACUUGUGUAUUAUCCCUAAAGACUGUGCUUAUGCAAAAACAAUUAGGCCAUUAUCUGACUGACUAAAAAAGACUGCUGGGAUUACCUGUAACUGUAUAGAUUUGGACCAGAAAUGAGAAGUAGCUCUGUUUUUAGUGGCGUUGAACUUGCCAUCUUGAUUGUGUCUGUGUCACGACAAGCUUUCUGUUAGAAUACAGGUGGCGUGUGUUCAGAUGGUGUAUGCUACUUCACAUGGAAUCGAAAGGUACUUUUAACUGCUUGUGACUAGAAUUGGCCUGUUAAACUGAACAGAUUAUCCCCUCCUGUAAACACACUGGCUGUGGCUGAAAUGGAAUCCUCCAUGGGCCCUGGUCAAAAGUAGUUCACUAUAUAGGGUUCCAUUUCAGAUGCACCCACUCACUGUUCUCAUGACAAUCCUCUAUAGACAGGGAAAAGAGAGGCUGAAGAGGGCAGACUCUCAUUAUACGGCACUUUGAUGCGUUUUACAUUGUAUGAAACGUUUUUAAUUCUUAAGCAUUCUUAUGCAGAGUGUCUUUCUACUUAAUGAAAGAUGUGCGUGUCGCAUGUUGGAUGUGUUAUUGUAAGUUACAUUAAUAACAUUGGAAACAUUGUUUUUUGGUACUUGCAGUCUGUCAAAAAAAUAUCUACAUUAACUCACCAUACACCAUACAAAACGGAUCAGACCUUACUGCUGUGCAAGGAAAGUCUUAGUCCUGAUACUUGUUAAAUUAUUUCUAAAUUUAUUAAUUCACUAUGGUGUUUUUAAGAUCUAUUGAAUGAAUGUGGAGCAAGAAAAUAACUUUUCCAUUUUUGGUCAAUGAAAAAUAUCCACAACAAAUCAUUUCAAGUGUAAGAUUUGAAACAAGUGAUAUUCCUUAUAACAAACAAUACACUGAACACAAAUAUAAACGCAACAUGUAAAGUGUUGGUCCCAUGUUUCAUGAGCUGAAAUAAAAGAUCCCAGAAAUUGUCCAAACACACACAA
This is a messenger RNA of Salvelinus namaycush (lake trout), 6141 nucleotides long. RefSeq names its product zinc finger homeobox protein 2-like. Gene Ontology annotation, cellular component: nucleus. The transcript has 5 exons. Bases 64 to 4842 code for a protein of 1592 amino acids. Lineage: Eukaryota; Metazoa; Chordata; Actinopteri; Salmoniformes; Salmonidae. Gene Ontology annotation, biological process: brain development; regulation of neuron differentiation; regulation of transcription by RNA polymerase II. Gene Ontology annotation, molecular function: DNA-binding transcription factor activity, RNA polymerase II-specific; RNA polymerase II cis-regulatory region sequence-specific DNA binding. The record is from RefSeq and is a predicted model, not a curated record.